Dermacentor andersoni is the source of this 2693-nucleotide messenger RNA. RefSeq lists its product as uncharacterized. NCBI's taxonomy places the organism in Eukaryota, Metazoa, Arthropoda, Arachnida, Ixodida, Ixodidae. The record is from RefSeq and is a predicted model, not a curated record.
UAACUGAGGUUCUUAGCGCACGAAAAGGGACGAGAGACAGAGGCAAGACGCAGACACAGCGUCUUACCUCUGUCACAUAGACGGUGGCGCCAGAUUUCCCUCUAGGUGUUAUAGUGAGAAACUCUAUGGUGCCAGCUGCAUGUGCUGGCUCCGUUAGAUGUACCCAACGUAGGACACUGCAUAUUUGACAACCGCGGUCUCGCUCUGCUAACUGUAGCACCAUUUCCGGAGCCUCCUCGCCCACCGGCUGGCCGGCCCGAAAGCGGCGAGCAGGGGGGCGGGGCCAUGGUGGGCGGCUCCUGGGGAGGCGGCAUCAGCCCUGGUUCCCUGGAGGGCAUCUCCAGGCUCCGCCUCUGCUUGUACGGACUCGCCGGCGCGGUGGUGAUGCUCCUGCUGUUCGCCGUCUACACGUACGCCAUGUUCGACGAGGAAGACGGGCCCAGAGCAGUGCCGGGAGGCAACGAAGGGCCAGGCUUCGGAGACAAUGGUGAUCGGUACUUCCCGUGUCCGCGAAUCGAGCUGUGUGUCGAGGCUGCUGGUGCCAGGCUACUUACCGGUGACAUCAAAAAUAUGUACUCGCGAGCCACCGCAGUGCAGUCAUCAUAUGGCUGCACACUCCAAAAGUCAUCUGCUCGACUGACAUACAUGUAUGCAGUUUCUUUACACGACUGCGCAAUUUAAUCCGAUUUCGGCUCAACGUAGUUCGGAUGCCAUUCUUUCGUUACUUCCACGAUGUACGAACUCUCCAGACAAAAUGAAAAAAAAAGGUCUGUUGGCCUUCAGCUCGGAGGAAUGUAGAUCUUUAGAGCUACAUUCUGGUUAAGCCACAAACAUGUUAUAUGCAACAUGCAUGGUAACUGUUGGGAAUUAUAAAGAAACGCUGUCCCCAGCAGCCUUUUACACACCUGGCGUGCGAUACAGCAGCCAAUGAGCUUCCUACAACUUCGCGCUGUUGACGAAUUGCUGUUGUGGGUAUGCAACAGAACGUGCACACUGCACCAUCUUCAGUGAUGCUUGUCCUAUGCAAAAACGCACCAUAGUGCACUAGCUCUCGUGUGUGUGCCUCAAUAGCUUGCGUAAAACACGUGUAACACGAGGCCAGAACCAGUGAUUACAAAAUGAAUCUCCUAUUGAAACGGUGUAAGUAGUAAAACAGCCCGAAUGCAGUUAAUUAAAAAUAACAGCGUACACUGAAGGUUGUGAAGUGUGCAGCCCCAAAUGCCAUCUCUCGCUGCGAGACCGAAGCGACGCUGCUGCAAGCUUUGCGCGUGGCUGCAUGCGCGAUGCAAGCAAGGUGCUAGGGGCAAUGAACCAUGGAGCAGCACAACCACCGUGGAGCUGGAGGGACAACUUGGCAUCCUUCUUCCGAGGGCCAGCUGCUUUGGCCAUCGCAGUCACAAGACUGGAUAAAGAACGAGGUAAGCAAAAUGGGGAAUCGAUGUAGGUUCCAGAAGCAUUACUGGAGAUCGUUUACAGCUUGUGAUAAGCAUUUUAGGCUUGAUGUGAAGCUGCCAUAAAGUGAUUUCAGCUUCUGGAUUCUCCAGCAGAUUUGAGCUGUAGGACAUUUGGCAUAUGGCCUCAUACCCUAUUGCAUGCUCAAGACAUAGUCAAGGCCAUAUGCAUGUCACUUUUCCGUGGCAAAGUCAGUAUGGGGAGACAGUGCCAGAGAGCUAAUGGCCAUGCACGAGUUUCGUGCGCCUUUUGCUGCUUCUAGGUUUACAGGACGUAGACAGCGUGUGAAGGCAGAAGUGAACGCUUUCAUAAUCUGGGCACUCGAUGCUUUUCAUGCAAACCUCUGGUGCUUCUUCAAGUACAGAUCGGACAUCGCUAGCAUCAGCUUUCCCACAAUGAGUAGACUCCUGCCUAGCUAAAUCCUGAAUGACAUUGUGUGGCGAGCAAAGGAUGAUGGGAGACUUUAAAGUUCACCAUCAUGCAGACAACUUUUAAUGCUUAACACUUUUCAAAAGUUAGCACCACCACAUUUUAAAGCUAAGCGCAGCGAUUGGGCAUGAGAGCUUCGCAACUUUUGCAUGAAAGGUGCCACUUUUCAAAAUUCUAAGGAGUGUCUUCCAUCAAGUACAGCCAUUUUAUCGACAAUUUGCACUUCUCGUAGGUGCAAGAACCACUCGUACUUAAAAUUUCACCUAAGGGCCUUGAAGUGUGCAGGACAGAAAUAUGAUCGGAAUCCCCCUCUAUAACCAUACAGUUGGCAAACUAUUGCAUACUCUGCAUUGAAAGCUUGUGGAUUAGGGAUCUGAAAUUUAGCUGAAUAUAUUUUCGCAACCCAAGCAUGCAGCAGUGUAUUCGAAUUUCCGGUAUGCAUAAGUACAUGCAAACAACACAGUGUUGCAGUUUUACUGGCUCUGGUUGCAAACUGCUUGGAAAUUAAUUUUCUCAGAUCUCAUGAUCUCUAAACUUUUGACACCGUCUGUACAGGUGUGUAGCCAGGAUAUUUUUUCAAGGGGAGGGGGGGGGGUGAGGGGCUAAGGUUGCAUUUCAUAGGGUGGGCAGUGGAGGCUGUUAUUCUCUGUUCAGUUUCUCACGCUUGGUGCAUAUAAUACAAGUAUUACUUUGAACAGGCCCUUGGUCUGCCUGAUGGCGCCUACCAUCUUGUGCUUGGCUUACUUGUCUGGUGCAGGCGUUCGAAGGAUAUGAGCCUUUGUUCUUAGGCAAUGUGCCAGACAUAAAAGGGA